AUGGCUUCCCUCGAUACGCUGGACAUCAUUGUCCUGGCAGUCCUGCUGCUCGGCACGAUCGCAUACUUCACCAAGGGCACAUACUGGGCGGUUCAGAAAGAUCCAUAUGCAAGCUCGAUGGCCAAUGGCUCUGCUGGCAAGUCCGGCAAGAGCAGAAACAUCCUGGAGAGAAUGGAGGAGUCUGGCAAGAACUGUGUCAUCUUCUAUGGUUCCCAGACUGGCACAGCAGAGGACUACGCAUCUCGGUUAGCGAAGGAGGGCUCUUCAAGGUUCGGCUUGAAGACUAUGACGGCGGAUUUGGAAGAGUAUGAUUAUGAGAACCUGGACCAGUUCCCAGAGGACAAGAUCGCCUUCUUCGUGUUGGCAACCUACGGCGAGGGUGAACCCACUGAUAACGCUGUGGAGUUCUACGAGUUCAUCAAGGGCGACGAUGUUUCGUUCAGUGAGAAGAGCGCUGAAGAGUCGCCUCUGUCGAACCUCAAGUACGUGGCGUUUGGUCUGGGAAACAACACCUAUGAGCACUACAAUUCGAUGGUCAGGGAGGUGAACAAGACACUCACCAAGCUGGGUGCUCAGCGUAUUGGAGAUGCUGGCGAGGGUGAUGAUGGCGCUGGUACCAUGGAAGAAGAUUUCCUGGCGUGGAAGGAACCCAUGUGGACAGCUCUUUCGGAGGCGAUGAACCUCGAGGAGCGUGAAGCUGUGUACGAGCCCGUCUACGAAGUCACCGAACGUGAGGACCUCGACGCAAGCCAGGAGACUGUCUAUCUCGGCGAGCCGAACAAGAACCACCUGGAAGGCCAUUCAAAGGGUCCGUACAAUGCACACAACCCAUACAUCGCCCCCAUCGCCGAAUCGCACGAGCUCUUCAAUGACAAGACUCGCAACUGCCUUCACAUGGAAAUCGACAUCGCAGGUUCUAACUUGUCAUACACCACUGGUGAUCACAUUGCCGUCUGGCCCAACAACGCUGGCCGUGAGGUUGACAGACUCCUGGAUGUUGUGGACCUCUCCAAGAAGCGCGAUACUGUUAUCAGCGUCAAGGGUCUUGAUGCCACAGCCAAGGUGCCUUUCCCAACACCAACGACAUACGACACCGUUAUGCGCUAUCAGCUCGAAAUCUGUGCACCAGUCUCUCGCCAGUUCGUCUCCACUCUUGCACAAUUCGCACCCAACGACGAAGUCAAGGAGAAGAUGAACAAGCUUGGUGGUGAUAAGGACCUUUUCGCUGAGGAGGUUGCCAAGAAAAACUUCAACAUCGCACAGCUCCUCGCCCAUGUCAGCAACGGCCAGAAGUGGGAGAAGAUCCCAUUCUCGCUCUUCAUCGAGGGCUUGAACAAGAUCCAGCCGCGUUACUACUCCAUCUCAUCAUCAUCGCUCGUUCAGAAGGACAAGGUCUCUAUCACAGCCAUUGUGGAGUCUGUGGAAGUACCUGGCGCACCACAUGUGGUGAAGGGUGUUACGACGAACUAUCUGCUCUCGCUCAUGUUGAAGCAGCAUGGCGAGGAGAACCCAGAUCCACAUGGCCUCAACUACGCUAUCACAGGUCCAAGGAACAAGUACGACGGCGUCCACGUUCCAGUCCACAUUCGUCACUCCAACUUCAAGCUCCCCUCCGACCCAAGCAAACCUAUUAUCAUGGUCGGACCUGGUACUGGUGUUGCACCAUUCCGCGGAUUCGUCCAGGAGCGCGCUCAGCAGGCCAAGAGCGGCGAGAACGUCGGCAAGACCAUCCUGUUCUUCGGCUGCCGGAAUCGCACUGAAGACUUCCUAUACAAGGAUGAGUGGGAGAAAUGGACUUCAGACCUGAACGGCCAAUUCGAGCUCGUCACCGCCUUUUCACGAGAGCAAGAGAAGAAGGUAUACGUUCAGAACAAGCUGAGAGAAAGAGCAGAGGAGAUCAACAAGCUCUUGGAGCAAAAGGCAUACUUUUACGUCUGCGGUGACGCUGCCAACAUGGCACGUGAGGUGAACGAUAUCCUCGCACAGAUCAUCUCUGAGCAAAGAGGCGUGGACAAGAAGAAGGGCGAGGAUAUUGUCAAGUCCAUGAGAGCGUCGAACCAGUACCAGGAGGACGUGUGGUCUUGA
Messenger RNA from Zasmidium cellare ATCC 36951, 2085 nucleotides. RefSeq lists its product as uncharacterized. The record is from RefSeq and is a predicted model, not a curated record. The transcript is spliced from 2 exons. Lineage: Eukaryota; Fungi; Ascomycota; Dothideomycetes; Mycosphaerellales; Mycosphaerellaceae. Gene Ontology annotation, molecular function: NADPH-hemoprotein reductase activity; flavin adenine dinucleotide binding; FMN binding. Gene Ontology annotation, cellular component: cytosol. Bases 1 to 2085 code for a protein of 694 amino acids.